ACAAUACGCAUAAACUUCUGGUUUUGCUGCAGAUUCAACCAAAAGGUUAGCAUCUGUCAAAGCAAUGGAGGAAAUCUAUAUGAACGUUGAUCCUGUGAAAACGGUCUGCCAAAUUCCCGUUACAAAAAAUGAAGGUUCUGGCAGAUCCAAGAAGAGGCUCUAUGUGGGUGUUAUCAUCUCUCUGGGGAUCCUGAAUGUUUUCCUGCUGAUUGGACUCAUCAGCCUUGGUGUUUUCUCUCACGAUGUAGGCAGCCUGGCAGCCGAUCUCACCGACACCAAAGACAAGCUGACGGAUCGUCUCCAGGUCAGCAAUGACCGGCUUUCUGACAUGACCGAAGAAAGAGACCGUCUGAACGCAACCCUCACGGAAAUGUCUAACGAGAUGAGCAGGCUCCAGAGUUUGUUGAAGAAAAAGAAAACCUGUCCUGCAGGAUGGAGGAUGUUCAGCUGUUCUUGUUAUCUCCUCUCUGCAUCGUCUGGCUCCUGGGAUGAAGGCAGAGCGGACUGCAGGACCAGAGGAGGAGAUCUGGUGGUGAUAAAUAAUGAUGAUGAACAGACAUUUCUUUCUACGUUCACCAAUAAACAAACAUGGAUUGGUUUGAAUGAUAAAGAAACUGAGGGAUCCUGGAUGUGGGUCGAUGGCACUCCGCUGUCCCAGCUACUUACCAAAUACUGGGCGACCCCACAGCCUGAUAAUGGUGGUGGAGACCCACGGUGGGGGGAAGAGGACUGUGUGCAUAUCAGGACUUAUGAUAAUGUGUUAUGGAAUGACCUGAAAUGUUCUGCUUCUUUUCAGUGGGUCUGUGAAAAGGAUCCAAUCUAAUGUUGGGAGUGUGUUAGUACGGAGCCCCCUAGGGGACAUAGGGAAAAAUGUUUCUUUUGCGUUACCUGGCAAUAUGCUUACUGCAAUAUUUCCUGGUCUACUUUGUAUACAGUCACAAAUGUCGAUUUAAAAUUUCAAAUGUAUAAACAUUUGAGGAGCCUCAGUGAAAACCUGUUCAUUAUCAACCCUUUGGUGGAAAAAAAAAAAAACUGAUUGAAAAUCGAUUUAUUCACUGCGUGUUUAUGUCUGUUUGUGUCAGGUUUAGAUGGAAAUGCACGUGAAAACUUAAAACCAUUCAGACCAACACACACACACACACACACACACACGCACACACACACACACACACACAAAACACAAUCAAAACUGUCAGAUGACUUAAUAUCCCGUGAUAAUAGCUCAGAAAUAGUCCAAAUAGUUUGAACGUAUUAUUUUCUUUCUUUUCUACUUAUGGAAAGUUUCUGUUUAGGUUUGUGGUGCAUUUUUAUCGUAAAGUAAAAGAUACAAAACUUCAGAUAUGUCACAACGAGAUAUUAGCAUACACAGAAAAACCUUAUGUAACAGCAGAAAGUACGAUGCCCACCGUAAAAAAAGCUUACAAUAUUCAUUUGUGCCGCAUGAACUGAUCAGUACAUUAUUGCGAGGGAACGCAAAAGGGGAAAAAAAUCUCUGUAUGUUAGCUUUACAAUUGAGACUAAGUUUAGUUUGCUCUGCUGUAUGCUUGACCGCAUUGUUGUCUGUGACUGCCCUCUAGUGGUCUCUGUGAAUAUAAACAUGAAGGCCUGAUUGUAAUGACAGCAGUGUUGAAAAUCCAAAGGGUGGCGCUAAAAACAUCAAAUAAAGAAAUAAACAGCUCAGAACAGAAGAAAACAGAAGAAAAAAACCUACAAGACUUGUUUUAAGUAUGACAGUGAGAAGAGAUUAUGU
Poecilia latipinna (sailfin molly) is the source of this 1750-nucleotide messenger RNA. RefSeq names its product CD209 antigen-like protein E. Lineage: Eukaryota; Metazoa; Chordata; Actinopteri; Cyprinodontiformes; Poeciliidae. The transcript is spliced from 6 exons. The coding region runs from base 65 to 823 and encodes 252 amino acids. The record is from RefSeq and is a predicted model, not a curated record.